GUUUAUCAAAUUCUACAAGAGGUCAAGAUUAAGCAAGAUCAUUUUGACAUUUACCGGAAGGAAGAAAUACCUGAGAGAUGGCAUUAUCAGAAUCACCACAGAAUCGCACCAUUGAUUGUCCAAGCCCAUAGUGGAUGGAUACUUGAUUUUCUUAACCAAUCCUCCUCGUCAACAAAGUUUCAGGGGGCACAUGGCUAUGUUCCUGAGGAGAAGGAGAUGAGAGGAAUCUUCUAUGCUGUAGGACCAAGUUUCAAGAGGAGGUUUAAGCAUGGACCUGUGAGUGCAGUAGAUCUCUACCAACUUAUGUGUCAUGUACUGGAGCUACAACCAUCACCACACAAUGGCACAUGGAGCA
This is a messenger RNA of Owenia fusiformis, 355 nucleotides long. Lineage: Eukaryota; Metazoa; Annelida; Polychaeta; Sabellida; Oweniidae. The record is from the annotation of a GenBank genome assembly.